CCUCGGCACAGGCCUCCAGAGCGCGCAAAACAAUAUGGGGGAUGUGUAUUUCUGCCCCUCUCAAAAACACACGAAAACUGACUGCAGAAAAGCCAAGAAUUGUCGAAAAAGAAGUGCUUGAAAAAAAUAAUUCGUGGGAAUGCUAACCACGGAUAUGAACUCGUCUAAUUAUGUGCAAAAGACUGUGUAAAAGCAUGGUUGAAAAUUUUGAAGAGUCAAGUCUUGUGCUCGAGUCAAGGUCAGCUGAAAUUUCAGAGUAAGCCACAAGAUAAAGAAAGAAAAAACGAGCUAAUUUUAUGGACACCUUCUCCGACAAGUGCUCCUAUGUAUUUGUUCUUGCACUGGCAGACGUAGGUGACCCGUGUAAGAUACUGGAAAUGAAAGAUACAGUUGAAGGAAGGUAUCUAAAAAAUCACGAAGAAGCCAACUUCACGGAACAAACAGAAGCAGGCUGCAUCGUGAAGUGCUUGUUUUUCAGCCCAAACCGCUAUUGUCAAUCAGCCAACUAUUUCCCUGUGACCAAAACCUGUCUGACCAGCACGUCAAACCGCCAUCAACACCCAGAGGACUUUGUCUACGCACCGGGGAGUGUUUAUCUUGGGACCAUGAACGACUGCGCUGCUGGUUCAUGUCCGAGUGACCGGAUGUGCAAGGCUGACUUUUUGAAUGGCGGGUUCUCGUGCGUCUCUCCUAUCCCAUUACCACGACGCGGUAAUGCAAAUCCCUGCGACUCGAGCCCUUGUAGCAAUCAUAGUGUUUGUAACAACCCACAGGACGGCAAAAACUACACGUGCACCUGCUCUCCUGGAUAUACGGGAAGACACUGUGACACGGUGAUACCCUUGAAGCCGUGUGUCUCGAGUCCCUGCAGUAAUGGCAGUGUUUGUAACAACACACAAGACGGCAAAAACUACACGUGUACCUGCUCUCCUGGACACUGUGACACGGUAAUACCCUUGAAGCCGUGUGUCUCGAGUCCCUGCAGUAAUGGCAGUGUUUGUAACAACACGCAAGAUGGCAAAAACUACACGUGUACCUGCUCCCCUGGAUAUACGGGAAGACAUUGUGACACGGUAAUACCCUUGAAGCCGUGUGUCUCGAGUCCCUGCAGUAAUGGCAGUGUUUGUAACAACACACAAGACGGCAAAAACUACACGUGUACCUGCUCUCCUGGAUAUACGGGAAGACACUGUGACACGGUGAUACCCAAGCCGUGUGACUCGAGUCCCUGCAGUAAUGGCAGUGUUUGUAACAACACAAAAGACGGCAAAAACUACACGUGUACCUGCUCUCCUGGAUAUACGGGAAGACACUGUGACACGGUGAUACCCAAGCCGUGUGACUCGAGUCCCUGCAGUAAUGGCGGUGUUUGUAACAACACACAAGACGGCAAAAACUACACGUGUACCUGCUCUCCUGGAUAUACGGGAAGACACUGUGACACGGUAAUACCCUUGAAGUCGUGUGUCUCGAGUCCCUGCAGUAAUGGCAGUGUUUGUAACAACACUCAAGACGGCAAAAACUACACGUGUACCUGCUCUCCUGGAUAUACGGGAAGACACUGUGACACGGUGAUACCCAAGCCGUGUGACUCGAGUCCCUGCAGUAAUGGCAGUGUUUGUAACAACACACAAGACGGCAAAAACUACACGUGUACUUGCUCUUAUGGAUAUACGGGAAGACAUUGUAAUACUUUAAAAAAGCUUUCCUGUGAAGACAUUGUUUGCCAAUAUGGCGGCACGUGUAUCACGAUAAACGACGGUAUUGGCUGUGUUUGCGCCUUUGGAUUUACAGGGAGCCGCUGUGAAACACCAAUCGAGUGCGUAGAGUACCACAACCUAUCAGAACCUGAUGGAAAUGUAAAUGCCGCACGUGUUGGAAUGUUCUGUGACAACAUAUUGAUAACGGGCCAAUGGUAUCGAUUCGUCGGUGCUGCAGGAACGCGUCUAAUCAAUCACUGCCCAACAUCGGAGCAUCAACACUGCAAUACCGACAACCAGGUCUGGUUAAUAGAUGAUCAGCCCAAACCUAGAGAAAUUAGAAAAGAACUCAGGAAUAGCAUUCUCGCCAACUACAAUUGUUACGAGUGGCCUGGUAAAACCAACGCGACACACUGCAACGACUUCAUAGUGUAUCAACUAUGGUCGUUUAAAAACUGUUAUAUCCGCUACUGUACCGAAGGUUAGGAAAAGUAGGUGAGGAAUUGAGCAUAGCA
This is a messenger RNA of Nematostella vectensis (starlet sea anemone), 2215 nucleotides long. Its product is annotated as fibropellin-1. Gene Ontology annotation, molecular function: Notch binding; calcium ion binding. Gene Ontology annotation, biological process: heterophilic cell-cell adhesion; establishment or maintenance of epithelial cell apical/basal polarity. Bases 297 to 2186 code for a protein of 629 amino acids. Lineage: Eukaryota; Metazoa; Cnidaria; Anthozoa; Actiniaria; Edwardsiidae. The transcript is spliced from 13 exons. Gene Ontology annotation, cellular component: protein-containing complex; plasma membrane. The record is from RefSeq and is a predicted model, not a curated record.